AUGGCAGACAUGUUAAGUUUUUCAUGCAUUUCUUCCUUUCAUAUUACUACCAGCUCCAAUAUCGAGGCUACUUUUGUUUGUGUUACAUCGUCCUGCACAAAAACUAUUAUCGGCGUCUGCUACCGACCUCCGAAUUAUACCGGCAUGUUUUGCCACGAGCUUCAUUCUCUGCUGCUUGAAAUCAAUGAGCGGUACCCAAGAUCGAAUGUCAUAGUCUUUGGCGACUUUAACUUCCCUAACAUAGAUUGGUUUAGUCUAACAACUAGUGGGUCCAGUGAAGCCAGGGAUUUUCUCGAUCUAUGCUUAAACCAUAAUCUCACCCAAGUCGUCGACAAACCUACACGUGAAGACAACAUCCUUGAUCUUAUUCUAACGACGUCCCCAGACCUGGUGACAUCCAUUAGCCAAAGCAAAGGUUUUAGCGACCACAAUCUGCUGACCGUGGAGUUAUCUUUACCCAUCCAUUAUAGAAACCCAUCCUCAAAAAUGAUCAAGGACUACUCCAAAGCCAAUUUCGACGCAAUGAACAGCAAUCUUUCUGCAUAUCUUCCCUUGUAUACCGUCAGUUUUUACUCUAGGACCAUAGAACAGAACUGGUUACUUUUUAAGAAUAAGUUAAAUAAUCUCGUUAACCUGUUUGUACCCUCUGUACAUAUUCGGAGCGAUGAUUGCAACCCGUGGUAUAACAAAGCAUUAAGGUCCCUCAACAAUAAAAAAAAAGCGAUUGUUUAGAAGAGCAAGGCGUCUAGACUGCGACGCUGCCUGGGAUGCAUACUUUUUGUGCCUUAAGACCUACACUCGGAACCUUCGUCUGGCUAAACACAAGUUCUUUUUUGAGGAUCUUUUUGGUAUCCUGCGUAACAACCCUAAAAAAUUCUGGAAGAUAAUAUCCCCCAACUCUCGCUCCUCCUCUAUCCAGCUAACCGACGAGGACGGGUCCCAGAUAUCUGAA
Molecule: messenger RNA, 952 nt
Organism: Ixodes scapularis (black-legged tick)
Lineage: Eukaryota; Metazoa; Arthropoda; Arachnida; Ixodida; Ixodidae
Exons: 2
Coding region: 1-732 (243 amino acids)
Molecular function (GO): catalytic activity
Source: RefSeq, a predicted model, not a curated record